ACACACACACACACACACACUGAGGGAGCGAGGAGGUGGCCGCGGUGCUGAAAAGGCUCCUGGGACUGCAGGUGCUGUGUGACAUGACGGGGAACUAGAGAAGCGAGGACCAUUUCACCGCCUCGGACAAGAUCCCGCUCCGGCUGAUCCGGAUUAUGACUGAGACCAGAUCCCGGACGACAGAACCCGCGGGACUGUUCGUGUAAACCGGACUUUACGGAGCGUCAGUGCUGAGUCAGCUUGACUGACAGAUAUUUGUUGUACUUUGUUGUGCUCUCUUCCUGUUUGUGUUGUGCUUCCAGUGCAGCUCUGACCUGAUUAUCAGGUUAUUGAUCUGCUGUCUAUCACCGGCCGUGCGGACCGCUCCUGCUCUAAUCCUCCGCUUCUCCUGCUCGGCUGCUGUAAAUGGAACUUUGGUUUUUGUGGGUCCGUUGUGUUUGUGCGACGCCUGAAUAGUUUGGCUGUGUGCGUUACUUGGUUCCUUUCAUAAGCUGUCGGAGGAUUGUUGGGGUUUUAUCAGACCGGGGACUCAGAGUAAUCCCAGACCUGCUGACUACACAGGCACCAUGAUCAGCUCGGAGGGCCUGCGGCCGUCCACGAACGGCAGGAAGCCCCUGGGCAAGCUCGCCUCCCGGCUGGAGGAGGUGAAGAACCCGUGGAGGCAGGGGUCCACGCUGGAGCUGAGCCAUAACGAGGCGGCCCGGCUGGCGACGGACGCCCUGCUGGAGCUCGGGGAGAAGGAGUACCGCAGGGUCCUGGCCGAGGAGCGGGAGCUCAACUUCCUCUCCCCGCCGGAGAUCCGCUACAUCACCCAGAAUGCGGCCAAAACAUGCGGCUCCGAGAGCAACGGCAUCGGCCCCAACGACCGGGACUUCGGGGACGGAGACGCCGUGUCCGAGCUCACCUCCGGGACCUACUUCCCUAUGAUGUCGGACGAAGAGCCGCCGAUCCUGGAGCUUGGCUGGCCGGAGUCCCCGGUGAGAUACGGACCGUCAGAGACGCAGAUCUACUUCCAGAGGGACAAGUCUCAUAAUGUCAAAGACCUGAUCAGGUCCCUGAUCAACAAAGCCAAAAAGGUGAUAGCGCUGGUGAUGGACGUGUUCACAGACGUGGACCUGCUGUGCGAUCUGAUGGAGGCGUCCAACAAGCGCAGGGUCCCCAUCUACAUCCUGCUGGACGAGAAGAACCUCAGCUACUUCACAGACAUGUGCUCCGCACUCGACAUUCAGAACACACACCUGAGCAACAUGCGUAUUCGCAGUGUGUGUGGCGACACUUACUGCACCAAGAGCGGCAAGAAAUUCACCGGACAGGUCCUGGAGAAGUUUAUGAUCAUCGACUGUGAAGAGGUCAUCGCGGGGUCAUACAGUUUCACCUGGCUGUCGGCUCAGGUGCACAGCAACAUGGUGAUGCAUUUCUCAGGACGCAUCACCGACAGCUUCGACCGGGAGUUUCGCUGUCUGUACGCCGACUCGCAGAUCAUCGACUGCUUCUACAACCCAGAGGAGGAGGGGAUGCCCUACUUCCCAUCCUACCAAGCCAUGAUGGGCCUGGGUAUGGGCAUGGGGCACAGCCCGGUCACGGGGCUGGAUUUACUCGCUGACAGCAGGCAGAGGGACAGGGUGUGCUCUGAAAACUCCAGCAGCCAAUCGAGUAACAGCGUCUCCAGCGUGAAGGCUGCACCUGGGAUGACCUCUAACGCCUACAAGGUCACUCAAAGUCACGACAAGAAGGAACCCAACAACAGUUCUCACCUCAGCCCUGAGAGGAGAGGUGGGGAACCAGCCGGAGGACUUACCCCGACACCAGGGCCACGGGUUUCUGCUAAUGGAGCGACCAAUCACAUGCCACUUCCUGAGCGACCAUCGCCGAACUACGGUCAGCCAAUGGGCAUCGAGUGGAACAAGCCUAACCCGGCGGACGUCAUGAGGCCAAACAUCGGUGGCACCUCCUCCAAGUUCCAGGCGUUGGGGUUGUACGACCACAAACCGAGCAUGUUUCACGGCACCCCCAACUCAAACCUGAACCCCAAGACCCAGACGCCUUCCCCGGCCAAUGACACCAAACUCGUCUCCAAGCAGAGGACUUCCUCCAACCAGUUCCUCAACAAGCUCUCAGACCUCUUCCUGCCGCCCUCUGGCAAAGACAAAGACACCUACAACUUCCGGAGGUCGCCGUCCCCUCUCAGCUCCUCGCCCUGGGGAGGGCCAGACCUCUGUCAGACUGAGCCGGAGAGCCAGCAGAGCCCGCCUCCCCCGCCCUCACCGGGCGUGUUGAUGAGCCGGCAGGACCAGAAGCGCAUGACGUUGGGCCACAGCAAACUGGACCUGGUGAACCAAUACAACAAAAUGAAAUCCAAGCAGGUGUACAGCCGCUUUGAGCUCAAGAGCACAAACUAAACGGACGAGCUCAGACUGAUUUAUCAGACUAAAUGUUUAACUUCCUCCUCGUCUGUGUUCCUGUGGCGUCUCUUUUUACAUUAUUACAGCUCGUCACUCGUCCACGGAAACUUUUCUCCAUGAGAAGUUUUCCUCUGUGAUUCUUGAAACCACACUGCCUCUUUUAAGUGCAGACUCGACUCGUUGUGAGGUUGCAGUUCACAAAACACAGGAAUAACAUAUGUUAACAUUUAUUAAAAUUAUACAUUGAAAUCUGUGAAAAUCAUCAGUUUAUCCAUUUUUCAACAAGUUCUACCUGAACCAUCGUGUUUUCAAAAAUAAAAACAAGGUUGUAGCUAAAAGUAGUUUUACAUAAACACAAAUGACCAUGUGUUAAAAUGACGGCUGCAGCUGAGAUGGAAGCAUGAAGCCUUUAACUUAUUGCAAAAUAAGAUUCAUGUCAAAAUCAGCUUUGAUUUUCUUGAUUUUCACUUUUAUAUUUGAUUUGAUACAAACAGAAAAACAAAGGAAAUGAACUAGACAGUAGAGAGCACUUGGAAUUAGUUAAUAUGUGUUUAGACAGUGAUUUUAAUGCAGCGCUCUUCCUUUUCUCUUUCUUUCUUUCUUUCUUUCGGUUUUAAAGGUUUUGUUUAAAUUUGAAUGUUGCUGUAACACUUCUGCAUUAUAAUGUAUCACAACAUGUGCCUUGAUCAUCCUGCCUUAAAGUUUACAGUCACAGUUUAGCCUUUGUUCAGAGAACAAAUCUUGUUGUAAAUAGCAGCAGAAGCAGCGCGGCUGUUUCCCUCCUGCUUAGCUGCAUCACAGUUCUGGGAAAUUAGGUGUAAAUGUGGAAACUGAAGCUUUGCUGCAUUUUGAGGCCAUGCAGGUGGAAAACAUUGUUCUCAGCAGAAACGACAGGGGAAGCAGCAGAUGGGAAAAAUAAGACAGCUGUGAGAAGAUGCUGUUUGUCUCUGUUUAAAGAAUCUGUGUGCACAUUCUGCUGUUCUCUUAUGAUUAGCUUCUUUAUUACAGGGUUAAAACCUCGCACUCCACAUUUUUUUAAAAUAACAGCAUUUUCUGUAGAUUUGUAUAUAGACUGUUAACCCAGUUAGAUACUACAGUUCAUUAUAACUGUAUUGUUUCCAUAUGUUUUAUUUUUUGGGGACGUAUUGUGCCGAUGCAUGUUGGUCUUUGAAGUCUUUCAUCACUCAGCACUACAGGACUCCUCCUCAGUGCAGAGCAGCAGUAUGAACACUGACUUUAUACUGAUCAGCUGUUUUGAUAUGUGUUUCCAUUUUGUGUGUUUGUGUUUACUGCUCAUUUCACUUUUUGUCAUUACUGCCAGCUGAAUCAGCCAGACCUGGAUUCAUGUGAGUAAUGUACAUUGUGUUGUAUAUAGUCCAUGAACUGACUGUCAGGACUCUGGGUUUCUGUUAAAGACACAAUUCUUCAGCUGAUUUGUUUAUGUAAUUUUAUUUUUACAAUAUGUUUAUGUACUGGAGAAUGUGAACUUUCUGUGUUGGUCUUCAUUCGUAAGAUUAACAUUUAAGGAUUUAAUAAAAUGACAAAGUUGGAGUUAGAA
This is a messenger RNA of Toxotes jaculatrix (banded archerfish), 3960 nucleotides long. It is a transcript of the gene sack1c, whose product is annotated as family with sequence similarity 83 member C. Lineage: Eukaryota; Metazoa; Chordata; Actinopteri; Toxotidae. Bases 567 to 2399 code for a protein of 610 amino acids. The record is from RefSeq and is a predicted model, not a curated record. The transcript is spliced from 5 exons.